CGCUGCGUCCACUUGGCAAAGAGCCUGGGAGACGCCUGUGGCAAAAGAGUUACUGUCAAAUGCAAGGUUCAUUUAAUAAGAGCGAUCAGUCCGGCUCCGAUAGUCAUGGCGACCACAGCAUCCAGUCAUUAUAGUAUUCUCACCUCCAGCGCGUCAAUAGUGCACUCGGACUCCGGGAGUAUGCAGCAGGCACCAGCGUACAGGGACGCGCAAACCCUGUUGCAGAGUGAGUACUCACUGCAGAACAACAGUCACCCGCUCAGCCACGCGCACCAGUGGAUCACAGCGUUGUCACACGGAGAAGGAGCUCCGUGGUCGUCUAGUCCCCUCGGCGAGCAGGACAUCAAGCCAGCGAUUCAGAGCUCCAGGGAGGAGAUGCAUAACUCCAGCAAUUUACAGCACCAGUCGCGGCCGCCGCACCUGGUACAUCAGGGGCACGGGAACCAUCACGACGCAAGGGCAUGGAGAACGACCACGGCGGCGCACAUACCAAGCAUGGCAACGUCGAACGGACAGAGUCUUAUUUAUUCUCAGUCUGGGUUCAGUGUGAACGGGCUCAUACCGGGCAGCGGACAAGGUAUACACCACCACAAUCUGCGAGACGCGCACGAGGACCACCACAGCCCACAUCUCAGCGAGCACGGCCAUCCGCCGUCCCAGCACCAGCAACAACACCAGAGUCACCACGAGCACUCAGACGAGGACACGCCGACCUCGGACGACUUGGAACAGUUUGCCAAACAGUUUAAACAGAGGAGAAUCAAGCUGGGUUUCACGCAGGCGGACGUUGGGCUAGCUUUGGGAACCCUGUACGGAAACGUGUUUUCACAAACCACGAUAUGCAGAUUCGAGGCCCUGCAGCUCAGCUUCAAAAACAUGUGUAAGCUCAAGCCUUUGUUAAACAAGUGGUUGGAAGAGGCCGAUUCCACCUCGGGAAGUCCAACUAGCUUGGACAAAAUAGCGGCGCAAGGCAGGAAGAGGAAAAAGCGGACUUCCAUUGAGGUAAGCGUCAAAGGGGCUUUGGAGAGCCAUUUCCUUAAGUGCCCAAAGCCAGCAGCUUCGGAAAUUACUUCACUAGCGGACAGUCUGCAUUUGGAAAAGGAGGUGGUGAGGGUUUGGUUUUGUAACAGACGACAGAAAGAGAAACGGAUGACUCCUCCCGGCGGACAGCUCCCGGGUACCGAGGACGUAUACGGGGACACACCACCCCACCAUGGGGUUCAAACGCCAGUUCAGUGAACAAACAUGGACAAUCUGUUUAUUGACUGUCUCAGUCUUAAUUUAUACUUAAACGAUGACAUCAAAACGAGGAACUAUCCAAAGCGAUAGCAUAUGUGCGGUUUUACUACGCUGAGGCAAGGUGCCAAACAUUAAAUGCGACAGGGCGAAUGUGCGCUUCCCUCGUGAGCGAAGAGAAUGAUUGUGCUGUGAAAACCCAUCACUGUGACGAGUUCCAGUUUUUAAGGACGAGUGUCCAGCCUGAGACGUGACGAGUGCAGCAGCAUUCGAUAAGUAAACGCCAUUUUUACCUCUGUUGCGAGCAACUGGGGCUGAGCAUUGCCUCAAUCGCGCAUCAUCCAUCCACUACCAAUAUUCGGCCUUCAGCUUUGGACUGCUAAAAGAGCUUUUGAAUAGAUGUUUUAUUAUUAUUAUUAUUAUUAUUAUUAUUAUUAUUAUUAUUAUUAUUAUUAUUAUUAUGGUAUAAGAAAUAAAUACAUUUCAAGCAGCUUAAAGCUUGAUGCAAGUUAAUGAUAAGAGAUUUGGAGGACUUUGCGAUAAAACACGGGCCCUUAUUAAAAAAAAAAAAAACAACAACUCAUGCCAGCAUUUUCAACUUAUCGAUAUGCGCGAUUAAAUACAAAAGAUUGCCAGCUACGAGCACUGCGCCACGCGCUAGCAGCUUGCGGACAGGUCACGAAGGGCUAUGUGUGACAGAAACCUGGAAUUUUCUUUCACUAGUAUAAAUAAAUAAAUAAACCCAGUGCAUUGGAUAGCGUUGUAAAUAGUGUAUUAUUUCAAAAGGCGUAACUACUUUAUCUUCUCACUUCAGCACUUUUUUAGGCAAAUCUGGAAGAAAAAAAAGAUUUUAGUGGUUUAAUUAUUUUUUUAUUGUUGCUUUGACAUGAUUUAUAGCCUACUCUUUUUUAUUUACAGUAAUUUAUCACAAGUACUGCUUGUUAUCAUCCGCGUGAGAUGGUUGCUCUUUCACAUCUUUAAGCAGUCUUUUGGUAAAACCUUCAAACGUUUCAGGCGUCAUAUCCAUGUAUAUACAAUAAAACCUCGACAAUGUUAGCACUAUUUUUAUCUUACGAAUUCAAUAAUAUGAAAUAUCUCAAACAUUUAAAAAUGUUUUAAAAAUAAUUUUAAAAUAGAAGCUAUCUGUUCAGAUACGUAGAGUUGGCUAAGGGAAAUUAUGUGGCACCUGCAAUAUUUUCAUUGGGAAUUAAACUGGUCUGAAUCUUUCAUAGGCUGUAGUUGCAUUUUUGUGUAACGUAAUUUAUAUUUCAUGUAAACAUAUCAAAAAUACUGCCAUUAUUAUUAUUAUUAUUAUUAUUAUUAUUAUUAUUAUUAUUAUUAUUAUUAUUAUUAUUAUUAUUAUUAUUAUGCUAUUGUUGGUGUGAUGAGCAUACGCUUAAUUCAGCAUUCAGAACCCACAUUUACAGCCGUAAUAAGAGCAAUCGUGGUUUUUGUUUUCAUUCAAGUUUAGCCUAAGUUUUUCUCCAUGUUAAGUGUUAACGGUUUUCUGAAAGCCCGAGCUUUUGAGACAGCCUACACUGAAAUGUAAACAGAAAGAUGAGAAGGUGAGGGAACAAGGUGCGCUAGCAGGAGUCGACUACAUCGCUAUGUACAUAAAAUACUACAAAGCCGAAAUGAAUUACUUUUUAUAUAUUUUAUUUCCCAGAAAAAUGUUGUUCUGUUCGUCUCAUUUUGACUGUCUGCCUAGUUAUACCGUUUCUUAAGAAGAAAGCAUAAAUGGGCAAGGCGCCAGAUGUUUCCUCUGUAGCUUUAAUUAAUCAAACUGUCAUAUAAUUCAUUAAGAACUGUGGGAUGUAUUUAUUCGUUGUUUUGUUUAUUUUCUGUCAUAUAUCAAACUUUGAACUCGAUGAAUUUGUGGGUAUAAUAAAAUAAGCAGAGGUUGUGAUAGAAAUUUGAACCUGAGACGUUUUUCUUUAAUCAGAGCUGGCCAGUGUGAAAUUUUAAGUAAUUGUUGACAACUCUUCAUGUGUUGAAUAACGACCGAUAGUCUUUUUAAAGUGGCAUAUCUAAAUAAGAGGGUGUUUAGGCUAAGCCGCGCGUCAUUAAUUUUGAAAAUAAGGAAACGCUUUACGUUUGUAAAGCGCAAGGUGAAUAAUGGGUUGCUUUGGUUGGUUAUUUUGUUUACGUGGGAUGCUGAGGGAUAGGCCAGUAAAAAUUCCUCUGAUCCAUUUUCCUUCUCGAGGAAGCAAGGCCUUGCACUGAGUUUGCGGGCGCUUCUCUGUGCCUGUUCAACAGGUCUGCUGAAUUACACUAUCGACAGUUCGCUGUGCUCUGUUACACAGCCAAUACAAACGAUCGAUAAAUCUUUUGGACCAAUCUCCAAACUAAACUGCUCUCUGUUGGCUUUAAAGCUUAUUUGAUGAACCAGAAAUUUGCUACAUUCACGCCAUCUCUAUUUAAUGUGUUCUGUUUAAUAUAGAUGUUUAUUUUGAGAGUUACAGCUUAUUCGGACGUGGUUGGAAUAUUAAAAUAUGCGUUAUUUGGCUACGUUAAAAGCUGGAGACGUUUAUUUUAAUGGUAUUUUAACUGAUUAGGCGGUUUAUGCUAGAGUAGCCAAUGCUUAUUGUAAAACACGCACUUUAGUUCUAUUAGGAGUUUUCUAAAUUUACGGGGAAUCUUUUUAAAAUAUUCACUAGUCUACGAAAGUAUACGAUUGUUUUCAUAAGUACACUGUAUGCAAAGCCAUAUUGAUUAUUUCAUCUAAAUAUAUUGGAAAAAUUUUGAUAUUUUGAGCUGUGAAAUUUGUAGUCUUAAAAACAUUUCCAUUUUCGUGACAAGUCGAGGUAGAUGACGUGCGUGGUCAUGAACCCUGGAUGGUUUUCCCUUUGUGGUUUAUCACGCCUGUGUUUUUAGUUCUGGGGUCGUCUGUUUUAAACAAGGCCACUCGCUCGUACUGCAGUUUCAAUUUACAGAUUUUCAGGACAUGGAUUUUGUUCUGAACCAAAGUUUUAUAGGCUAUUUCCCGUUCUUGUAGUUUUCGCACAAUAAUGUAAAUAUUAAUUUUGUGAGGAGUCGAUCAGGAUUUCGGUGGUAGGCUACUUUAGCCUGAUAAUAGAGAAGGCUAGACUCCACUUAUUCACCAGUUACCCGUGUCCAGUACUGUGUCAACUAGCACGAUCCUUAGUGGGGAAACUCUUUAUCUCUGUUCUCUGGUGCUGUUGCGAUGCACAGGUCACAUCACAUACCGAGAUCUAUUGCUCUAGAUCUAGGUAAAUAAAAUUUGCCAUAGGCUAAAAUGUUUUCGAAUGUGGAACAUAUUUUUAUCCUUUAGUGCCACCUAGUGAAGUGGCACUUGGAAUUGCAGGACAUCUGAAGCUGCAGGGAUUCUAUCUGCACAGCGUUAAAAUCGCACGACUAAUUACUGUAAAUUAUAUUUGGUAGCAAAUUUUCUAAAAUGGUAAUAGAUUACCUUACUUAAUUAGUUAAUUGUUUGUAUGUACAUUAAGCCUAGUAGAAACAUGAAAACGGUUAAAAGGUUCUAAAUUCACAUUACCCAUAUUAUUUAUUUGUAUGUGUGUGUGCUUAUAAAUCAAUUUAAAUAUCAUCUUAGGAAAAAUCCCCCGAUUAAAUAUUACUGUAUAAAUACACUAUUUAAUUAUUAAGACAUAUGUGGACCUUAGUGAAAUUUUGGAGAGUUGUUUUGUUACAAAAAUGCUAAAAAAUAAAAUGGUAGAAAAUGCAUUUAUAUUUUUGGAAUACUGACCAGAUAUUACAGAAUAAUAUAUUGAGUUUUCAUAUGGAAUACAAUAAUGUGAAUUCCAUAUAAGUGCCCAUAUGAUGUAUGAAAUAAGUAGACCUAAAAUCUAUAGCAUUGUUUAGUGUAAUUACAAAUUCAAAGACAAAGUAGCUGACUGGCCAUAGCAUAAGACAUGCUCAUUCUGAAACAAGGCAACUAACCAACUAAUCUGUAAAACACUGGGAUCAAAAUUUUGUCCAUUGAAGUGAGAGGUGAGCGCCAUCUGAUCACUGCUUUCUUUUUCAU
Messenger RNA from Electrophorus electricus (electric eel), 5239 nucleotides. The record is from RefSeq and is a predicted model, not a curated record. Lineage: Eukaryota; Metazoa; Chordata; Actinopteri; Gymnotiformes; Gymnotidae.